AUGCUUCCCUCCCAGCUCAACGGCUCCCCGAAGCGUGCGAGUCUCUUUGCACGCCCUCCAACCUCUCAAGGAACCUCAUCACCACAACCAAGACCCAAAUCGGCUAUUCUCACACCAUCUAAUGGACUGGAAUCAGCGAGAGGUCAUUUGCGCAAUUCAUCAGUCUCACAGCUGUCGCCAGCAUUCUCACCGAGCGGGAACCGUGAACGAUCAAACUCAGCAAAGAAUAGCCCUUCUUCCGGUACAUUUGCGCCGAGUUUCAUCAAGUCAGAGGAGCUACGACGCGGGGCCGACCAGAUUCGUGGGCUAGAAGGAGACAAUGACUUUUCCGGAAACAAAUAUGUGUGGCUGCGAGACCCAGAGAAGGCAUUCGUGCGCGGGUUGGUACUUGAAGAAUUGGAAGGAGCGCGCUUGUUGGUGCAGAGCGAUGACGGCGAUCAACGGGAGAUAGACGCAGAUCAGGUGGAUAAGGUCAAUCCUGCCAAAUUCGACAAAGCAGAUGAUAUGGCAGAGUUGACCCAUCUAAAUGAGGCAUCUGUGGUGCACAACCUGCACACUAGAUACCAGUCAGAUCUGAUCUAUACGUAUUCGGGGCUUUUCCUAGUCACCAUCAACCCGUACUGUCCCCUGCCGAUCUACACCAAUGAAUACAUCAAGAUGUACAAAGGCCGCGGAAGAGAGGAAACCAGACCGCAUAUUUUUGCCAUGGCGGACGAGGCCUUCAGAAAUCUCGUCGAGGAAGGUCAGAAUCAAAGCAUUCUCGUGACUGGAGAGUCUGGUGCAGGUAAAACGGAGAACACCAAAAAGGUUAUUCAGUACCUCGCAGCUGUUGCCACUUCUGAUACACCGUACGCCCGAUCUGGCGCGAAGCAAAUUACCGGACUCUCGCAACAGAUCCUCCGAGCCAACCCAAUUCUCGAAGCCUUUGGAAAUGCCCAAACGGUCAGAAAUCACAACUCAUCUCGGUUUGGAAAAUUCAUUCGCAUCGAGUUCUCCAGAUCAGGGCAGAUUUCUGGAGCUUGGAUCGAUUGGUAUUUGCUCGAGAAAUCGAGGGUAGUCAAGCCCAACUCCAACGAGAGAAACUACCACGUUUUCUAUCAACUACUGCAAGGUGCUGAUCGGAAAAUUCGGGAGAAACUCUUGCUUGCAGAUCUUCAAAUCGAGGAUUUUGCCUAUACCAGGGAUGGAAAUGACACCAUUGUUGGCGUCUCUGACCAGGAAGAGUGGAACUCGUUGAUUGAAGCUUUCCAUGUCAUGAACUUUGACGAGCAAGAUCAAUUGUGUAUUCUGGGUACUAUCGCUGCCGUGUUACAUCUGGGUAACGUCGGCGUUGCGAAAGCGAGUGUUCGCGCAGACCAGGCAGCCUUGGCACCGGAGGGAUAUGCUAGUAUGGAGAAAGCCUGCCAACUUCUUGGUAUUGAGGCCGAGGCCUUCGCCAAGGGCCUCCUACAUCCCCGGGUGAAGGCUGGCCGAGAAUGGGUGGAAAAGGUGCAGACACCAGAACAGGUCCGCAUGGCUUUAGAUGCUCUUUCCAAGGGUAUCUAUGAGCGCGGGUUUGGCAACCUUGUUUCCAGGAUCAACGGCCAACUAGGUCGCUCUAUGGCUAGUGACGACAACUAUUUCAUUGGAGUUCUCGAUAUCGCCGGAUUCGAGAUCUUCGACAAUAAUAGCUUCGAACAACUCUGCAUCAACUACACGAACGAAAAGCUCCAGCAAUUCUUCAAUCACCACAUGUUUGUCUUGGAACAAGAGGAGUAUGCCCGGGAGCAGAUUGAGUGGCAAUUCAUCGAUUUCGGUAAAGACUUGCAGCCAACGAUUGACCUGAUAGAAAUGACCAACCCGAUUGGUAUUUUCUCUUGUCUUGAUGAGGACUGUGUAAUGCCGAAGGCCACGGACAAGUCCUUCACGGAAAAGCUCCAUGGACUUUGGGACCGAAAGACACCGAAGUACCGUGCAUCUCGACUUAGCCAGGGAUUCAUUCUAACUCACUAUGCCGCCGACGUUGAGUACACAACGAGCGAUUGGCUUGAAAAGAACAAGGAUCCCCUCAAUGAUAAUAUUACGCGCCUUCUCGCUGAUUCAAAAGCACCACAUGUCGCCCAAUUGUUUGCGGACUGCGCUGACUCUGAGGAGGAUGGUGACAAUCAACCCAGGAGCCGCGUGAAGAAGGGCCUAUUCCGGACUGUUGCCCAAAGACACAAGGAACAUUUAUCUAGCUUGAUGGCUCAGCUCCACUCGACUCACCCUCACUUCGUGCGUUGCAUUCUACCGAACCACAAGAAGCGACCAAAGAUGCUUCAUGCCCCGUUGGUUCUUGACCAGCUACGAUGCAACGGUGUCCUAGAAGGUAUUCGAAUUGCACGAACCGGGUUCCCUAAUCGUCUACCGUUUGCCGAGUUCAAACAACGGUAUGAGGUUCUGUGCCAACAUAUGCCAAAGGGCUACCUGGAAGGCCAGAGCGUUGCUCGUACCAUGCUGGAGAAGCUGGGCAUGGAUCGGGCUUGGUACCGGGUUGGCCGCACGAAAGUGUUCUUCAGAGCCGGUGUUCUCGCUGAUCUCGAAGAGAAGCGUGACCAACUCAUCCGAACGAUCAUGACCAAGUUCCAGUCUGUCGCAAGAGGAUUUGUGCAGCGCCGCAUUUCAAACAAGCGUCUUUACCGCGCCGAGGCUACCCGAAUUAUACAACAGAACUUCCAUUCUUAUCUUGAAUUGAAGGCAAAUCCUUGGUGGCGCAUGUUCUCCAGAAUGAAGCCUCUACUGGGAGACACCAGAAAUGCGAAGGAAGUUAAGAAGCGAGACGACAAAAUCCAACAACUUGAACUGAAGAUGAAACAAGAUCUUGCAGAUCGCCAAAAGCUUGACGAGGAACGACGUCGUACGGAGCUUGAAAUACAGAAGAUACAGCGCACCUUGGAGAGCGAGCGGGCACUUGCUUUAGACAAGGAAGAAAUUUUCAAGCGCCUGCAAGAUCGAGAAGCCGAGCUUACUGAGAAGCUUGCAGGUGCGCUUAACGACCAGGAAAGCCUCGAAGAACAACUGGACGACUUGAUUGACGCGAAGAAAAAAAUCGACGAUCAGCUCCAGCUUCGAAUCACGCAGCUUGAACAGGCAGGACUAAUUAUCCAAAAACUCGAAUCUGACAAUAAAAGCUUGCACUCCCAACUAAAGGAGAUCGAUGAUAAGCUUUCUAAGACCGAGACUCAGCUCUCCGGGAAAAAUGGAGAAAUGCAAGAAAUGGACCAGGAGAUCAAGAUGCUCCAAAGUCAUCUCAGUUUGAAAGAUCGAAAACUCCAAGAUCUCGAAGCCAAGUUGCUGAAAACUGAUCAGGAUCUCGACGUCAAGCUAUCAAACACUUCCAAGGAGCUGGAAAAGUCUAAAAAACAAGUUCGAGACAUGUCUGAGGAAAAUCAAUCAAUCCGUGACCAGAUGUCCGAGUUGUCAGCGACCUCAACAAGCUACGAAGAACUUCUGCGUCGCAAGGAGAGCGAGAUGGCGGUCCUUCGAAACGACGUCAGCAAGUACGAGGAAGAAAGAGCAAUUCUUGAAGAAGAAAAGUCCUCUCUUUCCACUCGCCACGACAACAUGCAAAACCGGCUCCGCGAGGUACAGGCAGACAGGGAUGCCAUGCGCUCUGAACAAACGCAACUUUUAAGCGAAGCUGCUGAUCUCAAGAGCUUGCUCGAAGAAAAGAGAUCCGAGGAUGCCGAGGCUGGAGAGAGCAGAAAACUCCUGGAGAAGCAAGUGAAUGAACUGAAGAGCCAGCUCUUCAAAGCUGAAGCCGAUCUCAGCCGAGAGCGCCAAUCCCGCGAUGAUGUUCAAAUGCUUUCUGAACACAACCUUGCACAGUUGACCCAGAAGUACGAUACGUUGAAUGAGGCAAAAAUCACCAUCGAAAAGGAAAUGUAUAUCCAACAAGACAGCUUGCGUCGCGCUACUGAGGCACGGGUUGCCGCUGAGACCACGCGCAAAGAAUUGCAAAACGAGCUCAUUAAACUUCGCGAAAGAUUCACUGACGCUGAAACUGCGCGCAUGAACGCUGAGGCCGAGAUUGAACGAAAGAUCAUGCAGCAGGCGGAAGAGCGCAUGGCAAGCGCACGCAAGGAUCUUGACGAGAAAGCACGCCAACUCGAAGAAGUCGAAUCCGAGCGAUCCCAGCUCUCCGAGCGAAUUAAAGAACUCAUGCACUCCAUCUCCGAAUCUGAUAACUUCCGCUUGCGUCAUGAUCAACAUAAGGAACGCCUCGAGCGAGAGCUUGUGACUCUCAGGGGCAGACUGACUGCCUCCGAAAAUGACAACAAGUCUCUUUUGACCAAGAUCCAACAAAAGAAUCUUGACAUCGCCCGGUCGACCUCCAAGGCCAGCGACAGCAACAGACUUCGACUUACCAAUCUUCAAAAGGAGAAAGCUCGAAUGGAUGAAGAGACCAAGAAAUUGAAUCGCCAAUUGGAAGACUCCCAGGUCAUGAUCACGUCCUUGGAGAAGCAAAAGGAAAAGUUGUCGCUAAGUUUGGAGGAUCUCAACCACGAGGUCAACCGCGAACACAAGACAAGUCGGAAUGCCGAAAAGGCAGCUUCCACUGCCAAUUUGCAAUUAGCUGAGGCCAAUCGCAAGCUGGAAACCGAACGACAACUUCGUAACCAGGCUCAAGCCAAUACCCGGCAGAUCCAAGGGACUCUGGAUACGGCAAACAAAGAGAUCGAGGACUUGCACCGCCAAUUGAUCUUGCUGCACAAGGUCUUUGAGCCGGAAGCUUCCGAGCCAACACAGUCCUGGGAAGCUGUCCAGCCACACCUCUCCAAACAGGUUGACCUGGCUCAAGUACUUGAAACCGUCCAGAAUAAGCUUGGGGUCACCGAGGAAAAGUACGCCAGGGCUGAGAGCCAGCUUGCUGAAAUGCGCCGACGCCACGCGGAUGAGAUGAAGGAGCUCGACGCCAAGUAUUCAUCCUCCAAGCGAGCGUUACUCGAGGAAAUUGACCAGAACGAGGUGGCUAACAGCCGUACCCCCGCUCACUUCAGAAAGAACUCCGAGAACGCGGCUAAGAGAUAUUCUAACCCAACGACGCCCAAUCGACGCUACAACGUGUUUGAAGGAGCGAACGAUUCUGCACGCUCAGACAGAACCGUUGAUACACAGGGAUACCAACGGCGUAUGGAUGCCGCCGCAGAAUUGGAAGAGCUUCAGAACAAGCUUCAACUGACCGAAAUGCAAAACAAGCACCUGCAAAGUCAGGUUGCUCGGUCAAUGCCCACUGGGGACAUCUGGCAGGAUGACAGUCCUUCGAUUCGUCGUAUGCAGCUGCUCGAGCGGGAGAACGGUCGUCUCCACGACCAACUAGAUGACUCUUCCAAGAAAGUCUCAUCCCUCGAGCGUAGCAUUCGAUCGGGUGAGCUAUCCCUGCGUGACGUCCAGGCCAAAUCGCACGAGGAACUCUACGACCUCAUCAACUCACAGGAACAGUCGAGGCGUUCUCUUCUCAAGCUUCACACUGAGACUAUGGGUGAGUUCGGUGAUGCCAAAGCCCAGUUCGAAAAACUUAAGCGUGCUCGGGCGACGCUGGAGGUUGAGCUUCGGGAUGCCCGCUCUGAGAAUCAAGAGCUGCAAGUUGGCAGAGAGCAAGAUACAGUCAGCCGUAACCAGCUUCUGCAAGAAUUCUCCGACCUUCAGAUUCGCUUAGAUGCUGAGUCAUCGCGGUCAGCGGAUUUGGAGUCAAGCUUGAUGCUGUACAAGAGUCGCUCGGACGAGUACUUCAACAAACUCGAACAAGCUGAAAUUGCAGUCAUGAAGGCUGCACGCGCCGAGCAGUUUGCCAAGUCCCAGAGCCAAGAAGCUGAAGAGACCUGUGCCCAGAUCAUGUCUGAACGCAAGGAAAUGGAUGCCCUCGUCGAGGACCUGCAGCGUCAUUCGCAGUCCCUCGAAGCCCGAAUGGAGGACUCAGCCGCGGAAUUACAGGGUGCUUUGCAGGCCAAACAACGCCUGCAGAACGAGCUCGAAGACUAUCGCAACCAGCGUGCGAUCGAUUUAGAGGACAAGGAAACUUCAAUGGAACAGACCAGACAGAAAUACCAAAGGGAAUUCUCUACCCUCACCAACGAGCUCGAAAUGGAGCGCGAGCGUGUGCUCAAUGGUCGCGCAGAGACCUCUCGUCUCCGUGAGGAGCUUGAGGACCUUCGCAGCAAAUGGGACGACGAAGUUCUCAACAGCUCAACGUGGGCCAAAGAAAAGUCCCGCAUGGAAGUUGUCUUGCAGGAUGUCAAUAACUCUCGUGACGAAGCUGUAAAUGCCCACAAUGAGGCCCAGAGCAAGGUUGUUUCGCUUUUGUCUCAGGUCCGCACCCUUCGUACCUCAAUUGAGGAUGUUCAAGCGGAGCGCGAUCUGCUACUGAAGGAUAAAAAGAUGCUGGAAGGUCGAUUGGCCGAAGCUGGCGAGCGACUUGAAGACCUCGCCAAGGGAGAGAGUCCAUCUAUGCGCAAUGCCGCCAGUAUGGAUCGCGAGCUUCUCGAACUCAAGUCAAGAAUUGCACAGCAAGAAGAUGUCUCUGCUGCUGCUGUUGGCAAGAUGCGCCGGGCAGAUGCUCUGGCAACGGAGAUGCAGAAGGAGAUCACUGCUGAACGGGAGGCCAAUGCUCAACUAUUCAAAGACAAGGCUGCUGUUGAGAAGCAGCUGAAGGAGGCCCAACUUCGGUGUGUCGAUCUUGAGACUAAGAGUUAUUCUUCUGGUAGCCAAGAUGUUCGCUUCCUUCACAAGCGAAUCAAGGAGCUCGAAACCCAUCUGGAAGACCAGGAAAGCAAGCACAGCUCCGAGCAGCGCUCGCUUCGCAAUGUUGACCGCACCGUCAAGGAUCUCCAAUCCCAGAUCGAUCGCCGCGAUAAAAUGAACGCACAGCUCACUGACGACGUGAACCGUGCCCGGGACAAGAUUGAACGCCUCCUUCGUAACAUUGAGGAGAUUCAACAUAAUGACUCAAACGCCCAGCUCCUGGCUCGUCGUGCUGAGCGCGAACUCCGUGAAGAACGCGAGAAAGCACUACGCCUAGAACGCGAGCUGGAGGGCUGGAAGGGCCUCCGCGGUGAGCGAGGCAGUACUAUUGGGCGCUCCCCGGCGCACAAUUUCAGCGAUACCGGAAGCCGUCGUGGGAGUGCUGUCUAUGGAUCUAAUGACAUUCCCCAACGGCAUCCUAGUAAUACCAAGGGGUUCUUGUGA
Penicillium soppii is the source of this 7203-nucleotide messenger RNA. RefSeq names its product type II myosin. NCBI's taxonomy places the organism in Eukaryota, Fungi, Ascomycota, Eurotiomycetes, Eurotiales, Aspergillaceae. The record is from RefSeq and is a predicted model, not a curated record. The transcript has 3 exons. Bases 1 to 7203 code for a protein of 2400 amino acids. Gene Ontology annotation, molecular function: protein binding; cytoskeletal motor activity; ATP binding. Gene Ontology annotation, cellular component: myosin complex.